GCCCAGAACCGUGUAAUUCGAAGAGGGAGAACAAAAGGCAGGAGCGCGUAUAAAAGGGGCUGCGGGACAUCCCCGGCCCCAUGUCUGUGCCAGGCAGCGCCCGGCCCCGGCACGCUCCGGCCCCGGCCCCGGCCCCGGCCCGCCUGCAACCUGCGCUCGUCCCGGCAGCGCCGGGGAUGGCUCGGGCGCCGCUUUCCGCCCUGCUCGCUGCCUUCCUCCUGCCCUGGCUGCUGGGGGGCCAGGCGCUGCCCGCCUCGCGGGGGGCCCGCCGGCACAAAACCCUGGAUGGGGCUCGGAAACACCAUGCCUGGAAGGAGCAGAACCCCUGGAUUUCCUCCUCGGUUAAUACCAUGGAGACUGGAGUCCCCAUUAAGGGCUUCUCCAGGGGCACAGACGGGCCGGCAGCAAGCUGGAACCCACCUCGCUGCGGCGUGCCAGACCUACCCACCCUGCCAGACGGCCAGAAUGGGCGGAACCGGCAGAAGCGGUUCGUCCUGUCGGGAGGACGCUGGGAGAAGACGGACCUCACCUACAAAAUUAUAAGAUUCCCAUGGCAACUUGUGAACACGAAAGUGAGACGGACCAUUGCGGAAGCGUUGCAAGUCUGGAGUGACGUGACACCACUAACCUUCACCGAAGUGCACGAGGGCCGAGCUGACAUCGUUAUUGAUUUCACAAGGUACUGGCAUGGCGAUAACCUGCCCUUUGACGGGCCUGGAGGCAUCCUGGCGCAUGCAUUCUUCCCCAAGACCCACCGCGAGGGAGAUGUCCAUUUUGACUACGACGAGACCUGGACCAUUGGGAACAACUUAGGGACUGACCUACUGCAAGUGGCUGCUCAUGAAUUUGGUCACGUCCUGGGCCUACAGCACACUGCUGUCUCCAAGUCACUGAUGUCUCCCUUCUACAUCUUCCGCUACCCGCUGAGCCUGAGUGAGGAUGACAAACAAGGCAUCCAGUACCUCUAUGGGAAACCAAAGACCGAUCCGGUGCCAGCCCCGACCCAGAAGGCAGAGCCAAACCCGCCAGACAUCGAAACAAAUGAGAUCACCAACGUGGGGUCUGUGCAGCCUGACGCCUGUGACACGGAUUUUGACGCCGUUUCCACCAUCCGGGGGGAGCUGUUCUUUUUCAAGUCACACUACGUGUGGCGGCUCAGGAAUGGGAAGCUGCAGGCUGGCUACCCGGCCUUGGCCUCUCGCCACUGGCAGGGAAUUCCAAGCUCCGUCGACGCGGCCUUUGAGGACUCCCUAGGAAAUAUCUGGUUUUUCCAAGACAAAGCCAAAUAUCAAACUUUCCUCCUUUGGAACAUGAGCACUUUGCUUCCAAGUCUCUGCCUGGAAAUGUGCCUCACUCGCAGAUGAGGAGUGAAGGUAACGCUUACCGCCUAUCCUUUUGGGAUGAAAAUUGGUGAAGAGGAACAGGCCAGCUCUUCUUAAAGUGGCAUUGUCCAGCUGGUAAAUAUUCUCACCUUGGUUACUUAGAGGCAAAAGAGUUUCCCGAAUCUAGUGUAUUGAACAGAAAGAGUUCCAAUUGAUUUUCCCACUAUUUAUGGGUAUUUGUUUAUUUCUGCAUCUCAUUCAGCUUGGACAUUGAAAUCAGAGGCCGGAUUGACUGGUUUUACACUGAUGUAACUCCACUGACUUCCAUGGAGCUAUUCCUGAUUUGCACCUGCCUAAGUGAGAUCAUAUAAAAACCUGAGCUUGGUCAGGAUUACUUUUUAUAGCCAGUGGCCCCAGUUCUCUGCUCUGGCCAAGGAGUGCUUUAAUGUAAGUUCUGAGCAGGGGCAAAGAUGGCUCACACCUGCAGAGACUUCCAUCAUUGUCCCAGCAGUCUGGAGUUCAGUCAGGUGCAGUGACGCCCUGGCAUCCAUCUGGGCACGAUGGGACAAUACUUACUUCAGUGCAAGGACUCAAAAUUGUGCAGUGCAAUCUGUCAAACAAGCACAAACGUUUCAGGAAUCUACACACCUAGGACUAGAUUGCAGCAAGCCUGUAUGUGUGGCUGUGUGGGAAAGGAGAGGAGCAUUCCCCCCCCCUCCCCCUCCCAACCGUGUAAGGGGCAAGCCACAGGUAUGGUCAUUGUGCUUCCAGCACACAAGCGUCUGACAAACACUAAAGGUAGUAAGGCCGUGGCCCUACCACCCACCUUCUGCACCAGCCAUCAGAGGAAAGAUGGCGCAAGAAGGGAGUGCAUGGUGCACUUUCAAAGUUCUCACUCUAGCUGGAAUCCCUGGAGUCCCUGCAGCCAUGGCAGAACAUCUGCACACCUUAUUCCCUCUUACAAUGGGGACUGUGGUUGCAAGAGCUGGCCCAGAGAUUAAACAAAGCCCUGGCAUUCCUAGUGCCGCUGCCUGGAGCCAGAUAUGCAUUCUCUGGUAAAUGCGGUGACUUUAAAAAACAGUGUAGACACCAAAUUUGUUCCUGUGGAUCUCUGGAACCCAAGAAUAAUAGUUUACCCUGUUUCACCCAGAUAAGCACUCACCGUUUUCUUUAACUCUCUUUCCAAGUCUAAAUUACGUAGAGAAAAUCCAGAAGCUGGUAGGAUACUGCUGCCCAGUUUUGUGUGUGUGUGUGUGGUCUCUGCAUCAUUACUCAGUAUAUCACACAGACCAUAUCAAAUGGCUCAGCAUCCAGAAUUAUCCUACAUCCUGCUAAAACUGGCAGGAUUUUAACUAGAGCAGUGCUAUGGAGUGUUGCAUAAAGAAACCAUUAAAUGUCUAGGAGUAGUCAUGAAGAUUGCAAUUUUAAUCUAAACUCAAAACAUUAUUUUGGUCUUUAUUUUAUUUUGACCAUUUCUUGCUCGUUUAUGCAGAUCCCCCAUUUAAACACACAGGCACACUUACAGAUGUCAAGUACCAGAGGGGUAGCCAUGUUAGUUACAUACGUACUGAUGUAUCAUUAAUCAUGUUUAUUACAAUAGUGCCUAAGGGCCAGCCAAGAACGGGGCCCAGUUGUGCGAGGCACUGAACACACACAGCGUAGAAGGUGGUUCUUGCACUGAACAGCUUGCAGUUGGUCCUCCUUUCCUCCACCACAGCCUGAACACCAUCACCUAGACAAUCUCUCUUAGCAGUAGUUACAGCCAGAACGGGGUACAUUGUUUUGUGUUUCCACAACGCAGGCAGUGCCAGGGAGCUAGAGUUUUUCAGUGAGUGACACGGAAAUAGAGUGAGGCUUUUAAAAGAAAGCAGUACUUUCUGCUGAAGGAUUCCCAGCUACAUCCAGUAGUUAAAUAAACAAAUUAAAAGAACCCUCUCAAGGACUCGUCAUAAUUUUAAAUGUCAUUUCCAUUUUCCACACUUUACAAUACUGCAAUAAGUACAAACAUAAAAUGGUUUUUCCCCACUGAUUUGGUCUUUUUCCAAUUAGCAAAAAUAAAAUUUUUUUUGGCCUUCCUGUGUUUCUCUUUCUAGCGAAGUUUGACGUUAACAGGGCUGCUUUGUUUGCUUGUUUAGGCACCAACAUCACUGAUGCCCCCACGUGGACAGCUCACUGCGGCGGGAGUGUGACGCACCCGUUCGUUAUAUGUGGUCCCACAGAAAUGGAUGUUUAAUUUCAGUCAUUACAAUGCUGUUUGGUGUAGAUCUACAUUUCCAAAUAAUGUGCAUGCAGCUGCAAAUUAGUCUGUGCAGUUACAGCAGUUGCAUAUUCAGUUAUCAUAAUGGAUCGUGCAAAUGACCAGUUACACGCCUGUCAUUUGUAUGUGCCAAACCAGUAGCUGGUGUGCACAAUGUAGGUGCAUAAUUGCACAGACAUUUUUGCACAUGCAGUUGCAUAUCUAGUUUUCUCUCUAUUUAAGGCUUUGACUUCAAGAGCAUGUCACUCACACCUCAGUAUGCACAGACUCUCCAUGCACUAAGACCUUACCCCUCACUUAAUUCUCUCCCCCACAUCAAAAGUGGCCCAUUUUUCUUCUUCCCUCUCCCCACAUGGUAGCCUCAGGCUCUUGGGCAGGGAGAAUAAAAGAGACGCAAGGUGUGGAUGAGAUGGGGAUUAUGCUUGCCAAUGUUGCUUCACGGAUUUCCACACACCCCCUCCCCGCAUGUUGUCUUCCUUUAGAUUAAAAACGAAACAGACUCAUAGAUGUCAUGGUGGUAAAAGGGUUCGAACCUCCCUCAGCGCAUUCAGAGCAAAAUUCAAACCCCAUUCUUUUGUAUCAGCCUACCCACAAUAACUACUUUAAAAAACUAACCCGCUCUCGGCUGUAUAUGUACACGUCCCCAUUAUUGGAGGCACUCCCACACUAGUGAUGGGCACCAUGUAACAAGCUAGACAGACUGCCUGACUGCCCUAGAAGAUGAAGCCAUCUAUUCAUUCAAGGAACAGAUACAGCAAAGGCAGACUUUCUCCCUGGCGUCAGCCUUGCUUAGAGGUGAGAUGAGAGUUUGUUCUCCCCUGUCCAUUUGAUGCAUGGCGUCUCAAUGGUCAUCAGCAAGGGUGCCAGGUGUGCUAGUGGUUUUUUUUGUCAUGGACACCUGUCUAUUGGGACUGGGCUGAGAUUUCAGGUCAUUUCACACAGGUCGCCAUACGGUCAUUAGACAGUAAACAGCUUGUGGUCACUCCUGCCAUUCUAUAUUCUUUUGCCCCAUCAUCAGGCUCUCAGUACUGGAUUUAUGAUGGCGAGAGACGUGUGUCUGGCCCUGCUUCUAUCUCGGAGCUGGGCCUAUCUGCUUCUCCUGUCCAGGCAGCUUUGAUGUGGGGGACAGAGACGAACAAGAUUUACUUCUUCAAGGGAG
Messenger RNA from Chelonia mydas (Green sea turtle), 4738 nucleotides. RefSeq names its product matrix metallopeptidase 11 (gene MMP11). The transcript has 7 exons. Gene Ontology annotation, cellular component: extracellular matrix. Gene Ontology annotation, molecular function: zinc ion binding; metalloendopeptidase activity. NCBI's taxonomy places the organism in Eukaryota, Metazoa, Chordata, Testudines, Cheloniidae. Bases 81 to 1364 code for a protein of 427 amino acids. The record is from RefSeq and is a predicted model, not a curated record. Gene Ontology annotation, biological process: proteolysis; collagen catabolic process; extracellular matrix organization.